UCAGUUCCAGUUUCGCUUUAGCGAUGAUAACCCUGUCAAUUGCACCAUCCGUGGGCCAGACGGACGGGUACUCUACCGCGUUCAGACGACGUUCUCGAACGGGACCGUUACCACCGUCGAGCGUCCAGAUGGAGAAGUCUUAGCUGCUCUCCAUUGGUCUGAUAUGGGCUUUGACAAGGUGGCGGUCGGCACAGAAAAGCCCGUACGCCUCGGCAAGUUAUUGCAUUCUGGACCCCUUUUUAGCGAGUAA
Messenger RNA from Acaulospora colombiana, 250 nucleotides. Lineage: Eukaryota; Fungi; Glomeromycota; Glomeromycetes; Diversisporales; Acaulosporaceae. The record is from the annotation of a GenBank genome assembly.